AUGCACGAGUAUGACAACCUCGCGUCUGAAGGGAAGCUAAUUUGGUCGUUGGCCCAUCCUUGCGAGAUCGGACCGAACGUCCCUCGACCCCCCGAGGAGUUGUUGACCACAGGCGGACCUGAGUUGUAUCUUUCCUUCAAACCCCCUCCUCCCGAUGCUCAGCAGAUUGUAUCAAUCAAUAAGGCCGUGGACGAGACUGUUGCUAAUUUGAAGCUUUCACAGAGAGUGGAAAAGUCCUUUCGGGAUUUGCCCAUUUUGGGCAAGCUCUGGGUGCUUCAACACUUUACUCCCGAAGCUGGCAAAGACGAGAAUGAUCAGAUGAGGAGUUUUCUCGACGCACUGGAUGCCCCUUGGGAUCACACAGAGCAAAUCUUGAGAGUUGAUACGGUCGGCGGGGUCCUUGGACGCCAUAUACCCGACCUCAGUGCCUUUCCUGAUAUCCAUGCGACCAAGCAGUGUCGAAUCGGGUGGAGCAAAAAGCAACAUUGUUUUCAAAUACAAGCGCUACAUGGGUUGGUCAUUGUGGACGGUAGAGAGCUGGACCGAGGGGAGAAGGUUGAUAUCAAAAAGCGUGGGCAAAUUCAGUUGGGUCGGAGGUGUUUUAUGAAGUGCGAUGUGCGUAAUGGGAGUUCACCUGAGGAGGAGAGUGAGGGCGCCGCUGUGGCCCAGCCGGUAGUGGAGGCCAGCGGAGGCGGUGCAUUUGGACUGCAUAGUAACUAUGCAAGAAGGAAAAUGUUUGGCAAAACUGAAGAUGAGCUAAUCGGUGAUAGAGCACGAGCGGAGCGGUAUCAGGAUCGAUCGGCAUUGCUACGUGAGCGGAAGAGGCGGAUAGAGGGUCUCAGUGGAUGGAAGGAGGGCUUGAGAGAGGCCAAGCUGAGGAAGGAGGAAAGGGAGUUGGAACGCUUAGAAGUCACGGAGGAGACUGAGGCGAUGAGGGAGUCUAGGAAUCUCAACAUGAAUGUAGAUGGUUCCUAUGGCGGUGCAGAAGCCGAGGCGGCACGUCCUGGCUUGGGCUAUUCGGGGUCCUCAGGGCCGGCACCUCGGUCUCUGUUAGAGAAGAGGAUGAUGGAAGUCGCAUCGGGGGCUAGCAAGCCCAGUGUUACUGCGAGCAAUCCUUUCCGGAUGUCAUUCGUCAAGAGUUCGACAGUCCUCAACGAUCCUUCGAAAAAUGCUGAUGAGGAGGAAGAAGUCGAUAUGUUCGGGUAG
Messenger RNA from Perkinsus marinus ATCC 50983, 1206 nucleotides. RefSeq lists its product as hypothetical. The transcript has 3 exons. The record is from RefSeq and is a predicted model, not a curated record. Lineage: Eukaryota; Perkinsozoa; Perkinsida; Perkinsidae. Bases 1 to 1206 code for a protein of 401 amino acids.